ACACGCACACACCAAAAAAAAUUCUUGUGCCGGAUACCCCGAGGGUAGAGGGCAUCGCACCUGCCGCGACGGAAACGAAAAUAAAACGGACGACAGAGAGAGAGAGGGAGAGGGAGAGAGCGAAUUAGCGAUGGCGUUCUGCUCGUGCUUCGGACCUUCGAAGUCUGAGAGGCUGGAAGCGGAGCGCAUCCAAUCCCAAGAAGCCCGUCACCGAGCUGGCGAGGCCGCCCAGAAGAGGCAAGAGCAGUUUGAGAAAUCGGCAGCUGGGAGAGCGGCAAGCAAACAGAUGGCAGCGAUGAAGCAAUCCAAUGUCUCUAACAAAGGAGAACCUGUUCUCAAGUGGCAGAUGGGGUGAAUGCUAGCUUCUCUUGUGAGCGACCAUGACAGUGUAAAGAAUACUUGUAAUUUGAUUGUGGGUUGCACUCUGCUCUCAGCCAAAGUACAGUUUUGAAGAGCAAAUUCACUUGACAAGCUUAAUGCAGCCGCAUGUGUAUGUGGGGAUAAUAUAUAUGUCUCUGUCUUUUUGUAUUUUAUUCUUGAAGCAGCAAACAGUAGUUAGUUGCUCACAGGCCACAGAUAAGCUAAAACAAGAUGGGACUGUCCUGUAAAUACCCAUAGAACUGCAUCUGGUGUUUAUUUGGCUUUCUUUUCAGUAGAAAUCGAACCUAUUGUCGCAAGUGAAUAAUUAUUUCUUUCUGUAUAUAUUGGCAUCUCUACUUGGUGUUUCAGUGAGGUUCCAUAAUGGAAAAAAAUCUGUUAGCAUGUCUGUAA
This is a messenger RNA of Elaeis guineensis (African oil palm), 771 nucleotides long. RefSeq lists its product as uncharacterized. The record is from RefSeq and is a predicted model, not a curated record. NCBI's taxonomy places the organism in Eukaryota, Viridiplantae, Streptophyta, Magnoliopsida, Arecales, Arecaceae.